UCGGUUAGUUCAGUUCAAAGACACUCUUAUAUCAGAAGGAAGUACUCGUAUAUUCUUCUCAUUAAGGAAAACUUUUGAAUUAGUAUUAUUGUUUAUAAAAUUUCAAGUUUGUUAUUAUUGCGGUGUGCAAAAAAAAUUCCUAAAACAUAAAUAAAUAUUUUGAAAAACAAAAUGUUGGUUAAACAAAAGGCACGUUAUAUUCUCGACUUAAAUGCCGAAGAAAGAAAUGAGUUCCUAAAAUCCUUUGACAUCGUCCUCAGUGAUUGUGACGGUGUCAUCUGGAUGUUGGCAGGUCCAAUCCCAGGAGCUGGACAUGUUAUAAACCUUUUUUUGAAAGCUGGUAAAAAAUACAAACUUAUUUCAAACAACAGUUUGCGUCCUGACGAAGAGUAUUUGAGUUUGUUAGCAGAAAUGGGAGUUAAAGAUAUUGGCACUAAUGAUAUUGUUCAUCCAGUGAAGACAAUUGGAAGAUAUUUACAAAAAUACAAACCUGGCCAACCUGUUUACUCCAUGGGAUGUGAUAUAUUCAACGAAUAUCUCCGAAAGUCAGGAAUUGAAGUUCAAACUUUAGAAUCUCGAGAUGAUUGGACUUUUCAACUUCUCUCAAAAUCAUUGCAACCAGUUAAGCCAGUCGGUGCAGUUGUCUUCGACUUGAGUCUGAAUAUGACUUACGCAGGUCUAGUUCACGCUCAACAGCAUUUAAAAAAGAAUCCAAACACAGACUUUAUUGUCGGCGCCACAGAUGAACAUGCUCCAGUAUCCAAAGAUUUGGUGGUUAUUGGACCAUCUGGAUUUAUUCAGCUUUUGAAAGAGAAUACUGGCAAAGAGCCCAUUGUUUUGGGCAAACCCGGUCCAUUGUUGGGAAAUUUCCUCAAAGAGCAUUUUCAAAUAAAAGAUCCGAAACGUGCUAUUUUCUUUGGAGACGCCUUGCAACAGGAUAUUAAAUUUGGCAUUUCAUGUGGUUUUCAGACACUUCUGAUGCUCUCUGGAGCAACAACAAAACAACAGAUGCUUGCUCUGCCAGAAGAAUUAAAACCAGACUAUUAUGCAAAUGGUAUUGAAGAUUUGAAGGCAUUAUUUGAGCAACAAAAGUAGACUACUAUCUAGAUUAAGACCAAAAACAAAAACAAAACCAAACUACAUUAAUAUUCGUACAAAACCACAGAGAAAGUAUUUUUUAAAUAAAUGUUGAAUGAAUGAUGUGAAGAAGGAAAACUAUAUUGUGUAUGUAAAAUUGUAAAAUGAAACAUAAAAGUGAAUCUGUUAAUUUUAGUUUAUUAUUAUUUAUUAAGCAAGAAUAAAUCUUACACAAAUAGCUGUGCUUCAUGUUGAAUGUUAAAACAA
Molecule: messenger RNA, 1344 nt
Organism: Eupeodes corollae
Lineage: Eukaryota; Metazoa; Arthropoda; Insecta; Diptera; Syrphidae
Exons: 4
Coding region: 172-1095 (307 amino acids)
Cellular component (GO): cytoplasm
Molecular function (GO): phosphatase activity
Source: RefSeq, a predicted model, not a curated record